AUGCAAGGUCCUGGAAGCUCUAUUGUUAUUAUUUGUAGAGUUGAUUGCAGGGGAGAUGCAGAAAAAACUUAUAUGUUGCGUGUUUCUUUGAACUUGGUUCGAUAUCAGUUGCCAAUGGUGGUUAUAGUGUUUAACAAUAGUGGUGUAUAUGGUGGUGACUGGAGGAACCCUGAAGAAAUUAUAGGACCUUACAAGGAUGAUCCUGCACCGACUUCUUUUGUCCCUAGUGCUGGAUAUCAUCUUCUAAUUGAAGCUUUUGGGGGAAUGGGUUAUCUUGUUGAGACACCUGAUGAACUCAAAUCGGCAUUUUCUGAAGCUUUUUCUACACGGAAGACUGUUGUCAUAAACAUUACAAUUGAUCCAUAUGCUGGUGCAAAAAGUGGGAGGAUGCAGCAUAAAAACUGA
Ilex paraguariensis (yerba mate) is the source of this 405-nucleotide messenger RNA. The record is from the annotation of a GenBank genome assembly. NCBI's taxonomy places the organism in Eukaryota, Viridiplantae, Streptophyta, Magnoliopsida, Aquifoliales, Aquifoliaceae.